Messenger RNA from Cryptomeria japonica (Japanese cedar), 1332 nucleotides. RefSeq names its product L-type lectin-domain containing receptor kinase SIT2-like. The transcript has 3 exons. The record is from RefSeq and is a predicted model, not a curated record. Lineage: Eukaryota; Viridiplantae; Streptophyta; Pinopsida; Cupressales; Cupressaceae. Gene Ontology annotation, biological process: protein phosphorylation. Gene Ontology annotation, molecular function: protein kinase activity; carbohydrate binding; ATP binding. Gene Ontology annotation, cellular component: plasma membrane. Bases 1 to 1332 code for a protein of 443 amino acids.
AUGGGACAGGCCUCUAGUCAUCUUUUUGCAGUCGAGUUCGACACAGUAAAGAACUUUGAAUUUAGGGAUAUCAGGAACAAUGACGUUGGUUUAGUUCUCAACGACCUUUGGUCCAUGAACUCUACGGCUGCAGGCUACUGGAACAACAUCAGCCAAUUCCAGGAAUUACAUCUCAACAGCAGACAGAAUAUUCAAGCUUGUAUUUAUUAUGACAAUCUUCAAAACGAGCUCAAAAUCACCAUUGCUGAGGCUGGUAAUGAUCGCCCACAGAAACCAUUGAUAUAUAUGAGAAAUAUAUCUCUGUCCAACAUUGUAGAAGAAGAAAUGUACGUUGGUUUCUCAGCAGCUACGAGACUCAUUUUUGAAGAGAAUUACAUCCUGGCCUGGAAAUUUGCUACAAACGGAACCGCGCCGCCCGUGAAUACAUCUAAUUUUCCUUCUUUUACACACACAAAAGCCAAGAGCUCAAACUCUGGACAGAUAGCUGGCAUUAGCACAGCUUGCAUCGUUCUCAUUCUCCUGGCGGUGGCAGCAUCAGUUGUACGGAUCAAGAGAAAUCGAUACACAGAAGUUAUCGAAGAAUGGGAAAUGGAGUAUUGGCCUUACAGGUUUAAGUACAAAGACCUACAUAUUGCAACCAAGGGCUUUCGAGAGAACUUUUGGGGUCCGGAGGCUUUGGUCGGGCGGGCGAAGCAGCUCUUCAUAGUUUAUGACUACAUGCCAAAUGGGAGCCUUGACAAGAUGAUAUUUAAAAAGCCAAAGAAGGUACUCGAAUGGAGUCACAGGUACAGAGUGAUCAGAGAUGUCGCUGCAGGUUUGUUGUAUCUUCACGAAGAAUGGGAGCAAUGCGUAGUACACAGAGACAUUAAGUCUGCCAAUGUUUUGCUAGACUCAGAGAUGAAUGGGAAGCUUGGGGAUUUCGGGUUUUCCCGUCUGUACGAGCAUAACGAAAACUCACAGGCUACUCGUGUGGUUGGAACAUUGGGGAAACCUGUCGAUAUUUCCCUCGAAUCUGAUCUAAUAGUUUUGUUAGACUGGGUGAGAAAGUUGCAUGCAAUAGGCAGUCUCAUGGAUGCAGCCAACCCAAAUCUUCUUGGACAAUAUGUUGAAGUUGAGACGGAGAGAGUACUCAAACUGGGGCUAAUCUGUUCCAAUCCUCGGCCAGAAUGCAGGCCUGGCAUGAAACAAGUUUUACAAAUACUUGACGAAGAAGAUCCAAUACCAGGCUUCAACUUUCUGUCUUAUUUGGAUACGACUGUACCGGAGAGCACUUGGAACUCUUCUCCACGUUACUGUAGUAGCUCAGAUGCUUCCAUUUCCAAGUCAAACUAG